Cloeon dipterum is the source of this 3022-nucleotide messenger RNA. RefSeq names its product integral membrane protein GPR155 homolog anchor (gene anchor). Gene Ontology annotation, cellular component: membrane. NCBI's taxonomy places the organism in Eukaryota, Metazoa, Arthropoda, Insecta, Ephemeroptera, Baetidae. Gene Ontology annotation, biological process: intracellular signal transduction; transmembrane transport; negative regulation of BMP signaling pathway. The transcript has 16 exons. The coding region runs from base 217 to 2853 and encodes 878 amino acids. The record is from RefSeq and is a predicted model, not a curated record.
AGCUGGUUAUUUUGUUAUUUAGACUGAGCUGUUUACUUAGUCGGACACAAAUGAACUUUCGGUAAUUAGACGCUGUUUGUCAUGCACAAAGAACGAUGAAGGCGAGCCGAGCUUUCAGAGACCUUUCACCCAAUUCCGACCAUCUCGUUUAGAAUCAUUCGAAACCACCUUCUCACGCACUUUUGCGCUCCUCCAGAUUUGAUCCAGCGCUACAGGAUGUGGCAGGGCAACUCUUCUGACGUCGCUCCCCCGAAUCCGGGGGACAUUGCCAUGGAAAAAUUGUAUCCAGCUCUGAUACAGUGCUUCGCUGUCAUCAUCUGCGGUUACGUAGCCGGGAGGUUCAACCUGAUCUCACAAACCGAGGGCAAAGGCCUUGGAACUUUCGUCGGAACCUUUGCUUUGCCGUCCUUGAUAUUCCUCUCACUUGCCGAAUUAGAUUUAAGUUCUGUCAACUGGAAGUUCCUGUUGUCCCUGUUGAUAGCGAAAGCGGUUGUGUUUGUCGGGGUAGGAAUUGUGACGCUAUUGAUCAGCCGUCCCGUCAAUUUGGGCAGAGCAGGCCUUUUCUCAAUAUUCUGCACGCAGAGCAACGACUUUGCCAUUGGCUAUCCAAUUGUUGCGGCCUUGUACCAGAAAUCGCACCCUGAGUUCCCAGCCUACAUCUACCUGGCAGCUCCGAUUUCGCUGGUGAUCCUGAACCCUUUGGCUUUCGUCCUGAUGGAAAUCGGCAACAAGCGGCAAAGCGAGGGCCGGCAAAUCAGCGGCUGCCAGUUGAUCUGGUCCGUGGUCAAGGGCAUCCUGCUCAAUCCGGUUGUGCUGAUGACCACCCUAGGAAUAUUGGGCAACGUGAUCUUCCGCCACCAGUUGCCAGCAACAAUAUCUGGAGUCCUGCAGGUCUUAGGAUCUUCCUUCUCAGCGACGGCGCUCUUUUUGCUCGGCCUGCGAAUGGUCGGCAAAGUGCACAAACUGCAAGGAGCCGUUCUCGUUGCCCCCGCAAUACUGAUCGCCGUUAAAUUAUUGGUCCUGCCGCUUGUGGCAAGGGAAGUCGUCAGUAUAAUCAAACCUGGCGUCAAUGAGACUGAUACUCUAGACUACAGCACCUUUGGUUUCCUCUAUGGCACAUUCCCCGCUGCCCCAGGAGUUUUUGUCUUCGCAACCCAGUACAACGUCGAUAUCGACCUUAUUGCCAGUGCAAUGGUCGCGUGCACUUUCAUCUCGGCGCCUUUGAUGUUCGUGUCAGCACGAAUGGUCACUCUGACGAAGCUCGAUCCGUCCGAUUACUUGCCAGAAUUGGACACUUUCGUCUUCCGAAUCAGCAUUGCUGGAUUGUUCUUUAGUCUUUGGGUCAUAAUCGUUUUUAUUUUGAGCAAGAAAUACAAAAGAGUGCCCCACAGGUUCACCUUCUGUCUUAUCAUCUCUCAAUUUAUUGCUUGUGCUGGUGCCAUACUAUGGACUGUUCUCGGCCAAGACAACGAAGGUUGGCGCUCGUACUUACAAUUCUCCAUUUUCGCCCUUGGAGUGUACGGAUGUCGCCUGUGGACCGCUUUCUUGGGCGUCGGCCUCGUAUUCAUGCAGUGCAGGAGUCUCUGUUUCGUUUUAAAACUGCAACCCUACUUCAUUAUUCUUGGAUGGGGGAUUCCUGCCGUGAUUGUAGCAGCUCUUCUGUUGGUUGUGAAGAAAGAGGUGAUAAUAACAGGAGGACGAGACCCCAAUUUCACUUAUGGAGAGAUCCAGGCAGUGGUCGCCACCUUUUUGCUAAUUGUGUGCAUGCUUGUAACUCUUGGAUGCCUGAUUUUGCACCAGCGCUAUCGGCAGAGAUAUUCUCGUUACCUGCUGCUGGUGCAGGACGUCAGUGGAGAUGGCAACAUCCAAGGAGGGAUGACCUCUGAUGAAGAAGAUGAAGGUGUCGGGUCAGAACCGAAAACGGUGUCAACAGAGUCUUGCUCGAGCAAGGGUGAGGCCUGCGAAGGGAGAAACCCCAACGAGCCUUGCUCCAGUGGAAAUGGCUGUUGCUCCAGGGUUGUGGACAUCGAAGACAUUACUGUCAGCCACAAUCCUCGACUUUCACUCUCUGACCGGACUCCUAGAAGGAGAACAGCAAGCACACUUUCUGCUGGCGACCUUUGUCCCGGCGAGUUUGCCUGUGCCAGCGAAGGCCAGGAAGGCUGUCGCGAGACGGUGGAAAAAUAUCGAGCAGCCAUUUCCACCGUGACCGAAGACGAGGAGGACGAAGUGGAGAACGGAAGUGCUGCAUGUUGCAGAAGCGACAACGAGCCAGAGGACGAGGCGCAAACCCUGAAACACGUCGUCCUCUUGCUCUUCCUCCUCUGCUCCAUGUUUGUGGGCAUCGCUCUCUGCGUCUGGACGCUGGUCAUGGAGAAGCUGUCCGGGAUCUUCAUCGAGUUGUCCUUCCUGGACGCCAGCCUGAACUUCGGCCAGAGCAUCUUCGCGUUCGCCGUGUUCGGUUUGGACUCUGAACUGAUCGUGCUUCCAUUUAUCAAACGAUGGCGGCGAUUCUGGUACGGGUCCGAGGCGCUGCAAUUGGUGCCGUGGACCGAGCUGAGCCUUGAAACGAGGCAAGUUUGCGAGCAAUUCCGUAAAUACCAUUUGGACAACUGCCACCAAGUGAUUGCCAGAAAUAGAAGGUGGCGCCUUCAACAGUUUAAGCACGCGUUCCCGGGCUGCGAGCUGGUCGACUGGCUGCUGUCGGUCGGCCUGGUGCACGACCGCGUCGAGGCCGUCAAGUACGGUCGCCAGCUGGUCGAGGGCCGCGUCCUCAAACACGUGGCUGGCCACAGACACUUCCACGACGGCCCCUUCUUUUAUUGCUUCAUCAGAAUUCAGACAGAGCAGUAGAUGACCAAGAAAUUUUAUCUCAUGAUAAAUGCCAAAGAUGCGAAUUUAACUUAUGUAGGCCCGCAGGGUUUUGUCCAAAAAUAUCAAGCCGAGAAUGAAUAUUUUGUUGUGAUUUUAUGUACAAUAAACGACUAAAUACAUAAUCUAGGAAUUAACAUAUUAAUUAAAA